Messenger RNA from Amoebophrya sp. A25, 4348 nucleotides. Lineage: Eukaryota; Dinophyceae; Syndiniales; Amoebophryaceae. The record is from the annotation of a GenBank genome assembly.
GUACAGAUUAUUGUGCUUGUGCUAAAAAGAUUCAGAAGAUUCAGGAGGAGGUCAUUAGGGUUGAAGGACAAGACACUAGUAGUGGUAGCAAUGGGCGUCAGAGAAAAUAUAUGCAAGUUCUUUUUUCGUUGUGGAACUACCUGAAGAAUGACAGAACCAGAAGAUGAUGUAACUAAACAUCAUCAGGUGAUCAGUCGAAGAUCUGCCAUUGCCUUGCUGGCCUAUCAAAAACGGUAGCAUUAAAAGGCUGCGAGGAAGAGGAUGUGGCUCCAGCUGCUGUCGGAUGUGAGCGGCAUCCGUGUGGUGUCCCGGGAUAAAAACGACAGAAAUAGCAGGCCCUUUUUUCCGCGAAUAGAGCUGGACGUGUUGCGCUUCUGUACCUUCAGCGUUUCCGUGGCGGGUGGCUAUUGGCUUGCGUCCAGAUGGUGGCAACACGCGAACACGAUAAGCGUUCCGCCUGCGCUUACGGAUCAGCCUGGAGCUUCGUCGACAUUGACUCCAAGCACGGAGUGCGCAGAAAACCUAAGCGGAGUGGGUGGUGGAUCUUCUUCAUCGGGUAACGUGGAUAGUGGACGACCAGUACCAAGUGACUUGCCUCCGGUUCCACAACAACUCUCCUCUAGUACUGCGGAGCAUUCUCAUUCAACAUCUUCAUCUUCAUCCCUUGAAACAGCGGUGGCAGGAAGGGUCGUAGGCUCUUUGGAAAAUCAAGGCACAGUUAAGAACAACAACGCUCUCUCAUCGAUAAUUCACUUUUAUCCGAAGAUUUCAACAACAAACGAAAAACAGGGUUCGUCUUCAGCUCAUUCCUACUCGUCAACCUAACUACUUUUUAAGGGGAAUUAUCUAUCUACAACAAAGGAGGAUCAUGAUGUUCCACUUUAGAAAUGAAACUCCAGUAGCUCUCGCGCGACUCAUAUCAAUCUAGAGUCGGAAAUGAACCAAUUUUUUAUUAGUCAGUUUUGGUUUUCAGAAGCAGAAGAUUUAAUAUAUUCUAAUUCAUCUAGUUCUAGUCUUUCUAAUGUGGUUUUGGAUCCAUCAGGUUCAGGUGGAGUCUCCACAACGACGGAAUUGCCUUUGGUGUCCAAAUACGUCUCCACAGCGGGGCGAAUUGUCGUUCCGCUCUCGGAAUUCCUGUCCCUGCUCGCGCGCAAAGCAGUCACGGCGGUUUCGUAUGACACCAUUGAGUCUGCCUCAGUUUUUCCACCGGAAGGAGCAAUCACUUUCGCCGUGAAGGACGACGUAGCCGCUGCUUUACUUCCCCCGCCACUGCCUUCCUCGGAAGCAAUUACAGCUCUACAACUAGAUGCGGCUACAGCCGGAUGCUAUGGGGCGGGGGCUCGAGUAUCUUCUCCAUCUUCUGGGAACAAUUUAGGCAGCCAUGCAGCAACUUCUGUAGCUGGAGUCCGAGUUGGUACUUCACAACUCUCCUUCACAACUAACCUGGUUCCUGGGUGUCACGAAAGCGUGUACCGUGCCAUCGAGAAUGCGAAAGUACCACUUGCUGCACAAUUGCCACCAACAUGUGUUCCUAUUUCUCAUCCUUCCACGCUCCCAUCUUCUUCAGUGGUCUCAUCUUUAUCAGCGUCAUCUACUUCCUCGAGAAUAGGCGGUGGAUUCUUUACAACUGACAACACCCCCACUGCUUCUUCCAGUGAGAUGACCAUGAUUCAGGAUCUUGGUAUAGUAUCUGCCUCGUCCCCACUUGGACUUGGAAAUCGGGGAGGAGCGCAGCCAUCACAACUGCAUAUCGGGAGAACUACCAGUGAUCAGAGGAACUCAGCUUCUCGAAACAAAGAAAUUUUAGUCGGCCUAGCUGUUGACCUUUUCUCGCUGAGCGCAGCACUUGCAUGUUGCUACUACUUCUACGAUAAUCCGUUGUCAGGUGGGAUUAAGGAUGACAACGUGUGGAAGGCAGCUGGCAGCUCCUCAGAUUCCGCAGGACCUGGCAUCGGCUUUGACGAUGUAGCAGGCUUUCGGAAGCAGAAAGAAGAGUUACGGGAGGUACUCCCGCUUACCCAGCCUAAAUAGAGCAGAUGAAUUCGGAGUUCUACGUACUAGAGCAGAUGAAUGAAAGAUAUAUUUUUGGAUUGACAUGAGGAUGAGUACAAAUGCACCUCGUCGACUAGGACUUCUACGUAAUCAAGGUGCUGUGACACACUUCAUCAUUGAACAGUGAAUACGACACGGCACUGACAUGCAGGUAAUCGCGUACAUCAAACGGCCGGAGCUCUUUCAGCGUGUGGGGGCUAUCCCAGCAUUGGGUACGCUGUUGGUCGGACCACCAGGCUGUGGCAAGACGUUGCUCGCCCGCGCAGUCGCCACCGAGGCUGGCGUGCCAUUUUUCCAUGCGAGCGCGAGCGGGUUCGUUGAGAAGUAUGUUGGUGUGGGGGCGUCCCGCGUGCGGAAGUUCUUUCAAAAUGCCCAGAAUUAUCCCGCCUCAAUCCUGUUCCUCGACGAGCUUGAGGCGAUCGGAAGCCGUGACGACAGCCUGGGGAGUGGUGAGUAUUGCCAAACGAUUUCGCAACUCCUCGUGGAACUGGAUGGAAUGCACUUGAAACGACGUGCUGCAACCGCUAACAGCUCUUCGGCGCAACAGCAACAACAGAUGGCGAAACGGAGAAAUAUGAAGAUAAGACCUUCCAACGCUGCAGGCAAGACAAAUGGAAGAACAGCAGACGUGGAUGUGGAAAAUAACCAGAUUGAUGAAGAUGUGAAGGACUUCAUCGAUCAAGAUGUAGCUGGGGGUGACAAGGCUCCGCAUAGUGAUGAACAAGAAAACAGAUUGACUCCACCAUUGGUUCGGCAUGCUACAUCGUGGUGUGACUUCCGCAACCUCCUAUGGCCUUUUUCAUCCGCGAACAGAGACGCAAAAACGGACUACUUCGAUAUCGACAACGAGGAAGAAGACAGCACGUUCUCGUUCAUGGACCCUGAAGAAGGUGAGACGGGAGAAAGAGGUGGACAGGACCCGCAUCGAGGACCUUUUUUUUCGAAUCUUCAGGUGAGGAGAACAAGAGGCGAUAGUAAUCCUACUAGCCGAGGAUCAGGAGGUGAGUCUUUUUUUGUCUUCCUAGCUGCAACCAACCGACAUCACACACUUGACCCAGCUUUGUUGCGACCAGGACGACUCGACCGCAUCGUGAAAGUGAAGUACCCCUCGCAGACGACGCGGCACCAGUGUGUGCUCAUCCACGCACGUGGGAAGCAGUUUCACCCUACCUUGACAGGAUUGUUUGCUGGUGGUCGUGGAGUGGGUUCAAACUGGUCCUCCGCUCCGGAACAGCAGAACAGUAGGUCGUCGAGAAUAGCAUUGAAUAGAAGAGACGCCUCGCAGACCGACAGCAUAAGCAGCCUAGAGCAGUCAGGGCGACCACAGGUGGAUGAACCUGCUCCUCAAGUGAAUUUCGCGGCUCGACUAGCGCGCAAAUGUCGUGGUUUUAGCUGCGCAGAAAUUGCGAAUGUCUUAAACGAGGCAGCUUUGCUAGCAGCUCGUCGCGGCGCAAAGCAACGUAGAACUUCCUCUACGUCUUCGCUGAAAACCACAAUGGAGGCCUCUCUAGAAAUCCGAAGCUGGAGUAUCACAUGGGCCGAUCUGGAAAAAGCAUGCGAAACAGGCAGACGCAAUCGUGAUUUCGAGCUUGUGGGGGUUAGCUCUGACGAGGACAACGAUGACUUCGAAGAUGCGAGUGAGGAUGAAACUAGAACUCGUGAUCUUCGAGGAGAUCCCACUACAUCUUUGUCAUCGUCCUCUUCUAAGACAAAUAGGGCAACCCCCGCCAAGAGAUCUUCAGGCUUUCCCUUGCGGACUUCUAGUAGUGCAAAUAGCCAUGGUAGGACGAAUUUUCCAGGAGCGUCAAGCGGCGAGUCUCCGAAUACCAUAGAUCCGAAUUUUGUGAAUCAAGAAGCAAUGAAGCUGCUUGGCCAAUUGUUCCUCCAAUCGGCCUCACUACCCCAUUUACAAAACCCGAAUACAUGACGGAUGCACACGCACCUUUGCUUCAUUCUGAAAAUAUCGCCGAAUAUAUUUAUAUAUAAGUUCUUUCAUAUUUAUAACUUCAGUGUGAUGACUCUCUCUACUUUAACAGGUCAACUCAACUAGCGCAUGAUCCCACAUGAUGAGCUCCAGGUGACAAAAACUAGCGAACGCAAAUUUAUUAGCGUGGCAAUUUAUGCACGAACCGGAAAAUGCUAGUACUCAUGGCCGAGAAGUGUGUUUGGUGUAACAAGUAGAUUGAGCUCUGGUGACUGAAACUUUCAAAAAGGCGCCUUCAGGCGAUGCUUUGCUGCGCUGGACCUGCGAAAGAGCCAUAACUCGCGAAUCAAGAGCCUCCAUCUUCCUCUGUAC